Lodderomyces orthopsilosis Co 90-125 is the source of this 597-nucleotide messenger RNA. It is a transcript of the gene EMP24, whose product is annotated as Emp24p. Bases 1 to 597 code for a protein of 198 amino acids. Gene Ontology annotation, biological process: intracellular protein transport; Golgi organization; endoplasmic reticulum to Golgi vesicle-mediated transport. The transcript has a single exon. The record is from RefSeq and is a predicted model, not a curated record. Lineage: Eukaryota; Fungi; Ascomycota; Pichiomycetes; Serinales; Debaryomycetaceae. Gene Ontology annotation, cellular component: endoplasmic reticulum-Golgi intermediate compartment; Golgi apparatus; endoplasmic reticulum.
AUGAAGUUGCUUUUAUCAAUUCUUAUAUUUGUUUCAUCAAUCUUGGCUCACAAUGUCCUCUUACAACCAUACGGCAAACAAUGCUUUUUCGAAAACUUGAAAGCAAAUGACGAAUUAGCCCUUUCAUUCCAAGUUGGAUCUCGUAACCCAUCAAACCCAGAGCAACACGUUGUUGACUUCUACAUUACUUCACCAAAGGGUAACACUCUUGUCAAACGUACAAAUAUUGCUCACGGUGACGAAUCAGUUAAGGCUGUGCAACUGGGCAAAUACCAAUAUUGUUUCUCCAAUGAACAUUCAGGAAGAUCAGAUAUUGAUGUAAGUUUUAACAUCCAUGGGGUUGUUUAUGUUGAUGCUAAUGACCCUAAGGCUGAUACGUUGGAUUAUGCUAUUCAAAGAUUAAGCGUUUUAACUGAUGAAGUUAAGGCUGAACAAGGGUAUUUGGUGAUUAGAGAAAGAACUCAUAGAAACACUGCUGAAUCUACCAAUUCUAGAGUUAAAUGGUGGUCGGUUUUCCAAAUUUUUGUUGUUGCUGCUAAUUCACUUUUUCAAAUUUAUUACUUGAGAAGAUUCUUUGAAGUGAAAUCUGUUGUAUGA